AUGGCCAUCACCGAUUUCUCAACACAGGCCAGUGGAUGCCACUGUAAGCCCCUGCUGGAGAAGCUGGAGGGCCAGCUGACAGAAACUCAGGAGGAGAUGAGGCUGCACAUCCUCAACGUCCAGGAGCAGGUCAACCGGAGACUCAGCAAGAUGGACCACAGGAACAGACACCAGAUGAAGGUGCUGGACCUCCUGAGUGAGCAGAGAGCCGCAGCAGAGAGGAGGAGGACGGGGUUCAGGAUCGAGCAGAGAGCUGCCCAGGGCCGGGAGGAGGCCCUCAUGACACAGGCCGCGGUGAGUCACGAGCUGAAGAGGUGGUGUGUGUCCCGGCUGAAGGACAUGGAUGCCCCCCUCCCAGCCAGAGGCCAGUACUACCACUUACUCCCGUCCCAGUCUGUGGAGCAGUGUGCAGCAGACGCUGACCUGGAGUCAGUGCCCCUGCUGUCGGUGCUGUCCGGAGACAGCAGCACGUCCCUGGCUACCUACGUCAACAUCCUGCCGUCCAGAUCCUCCGUUAGUGUGGGGGGGCCGGAGCCGGACAUGGUGGGGGGCAAGACCUACUUUGAAAUGAAAGUGGAAAGGUCACCAGACGUAGCAGAGGCCCGGGUGGAAGGAAGUGAUCCCAGCGUGAACGAGAAGCCACCAAAUCGGGACAGCAAGAGUGAAUGA
Messenger RNA from Notothenia coriiceps (black rockcod), 669 nucleotides. RefSeq lists its product as uncharacterized. Lineage: Eukaryota; Metazoa; Chordata; Actinopteri; Perciformes; Nototheniidae. The coding region runs from base 1 to 669 and encodes 222 amino acids. The record is from RefSeq and is a predicted model, not a curated record. The transcript is spliced from 5 exons.